Molecule: messenger RNA, 1190 nt
Organism: Acomys russatus (golden spiny mouse)
Lineage: Eukaryota; Metazoa; Chordata; Mammalia; Rodentia; Muridae
Product: probable G-protein coupled receptor 141
Exons: 1
Coding region: 2-901 (299 amino acids)
Biological process (GO): G protein-coupled receptor signaling pathway
Cellular component (GO): membrane
Molecular function (GO): oxysterol binding; G protein-coupled receptor activity
Source: RefSeq, a predicted model, not a curated record
CAUGGACGUGAUGAAUGUCACCUUUGUGCCAAAUGGCUCAAGCAUGCUGAUGCCUACUGCAAGACAAUUCUGUGAUGCCUACUGCAGGGCAGUUCUGACAACAGCCUAUAGUGUGGUUUUAUUUGGAGGCACCGCUGGAGCAGUUAUGAUGUCCCACAUGAUGCUGAAAAGAAAUAGCCAAUCAGCAAUUGCCACGAUCAUCAUUAAUAUCAUUGUCCUUCACUGCCUCCUCCUGAUCAGCCUGCCGCUCCGUCUCAGCUACUAUCUCUCCACAGUCUGGAAGCUUGGGUCUUUUACCUGCCGAGUGGUUAGUGGUGUCAUCUAUGGCCACAUGUACCUUACCUUUGUUUUCUAUGUGGCCAUUGUAAUACUUCGGUUGCUCGCCUAUUUUAAGAGACUCCAAAUGCAACAGUUACAGAAGUUCCAUGCUGUGGCUCUGAGUGCUAUUAUUUGGAUGGCAGGAAGCCUCAUCUUCUUGCCGAUAUUUUUCUUACAGUAUGGCACUGAUCCAAUUUACACAGACCAACAACGAUGCUUUGAGUUUUAUAGAUCUCUCAACUGCAGGGAAAUCAUCAUUAUAAACUACUCUAUAAUUGUCAUUAUGAUGACAACAGUUCUGGUCCUCUUUCUGCUACAGCUGUCUGUCAUUCUUCAUUUGAUAAAAGCCUAUUGGCCUGAUAUGUGGGCCCAUCAAGAGUACAGAGCCCAAAUCAAGAGUUUCUUCUUCCUGGUAGUUAUAGUUCUCUGCUUUAUACCCCACCAUGCAUUCAGGGUGUACUUCAUUCAAAAUUAUCCAGAACAAGAAAACUCUAAGCUAAUACUUUGCAAUGAAAUCUGUCUGGCUUUAACGGCCUUCUGCUGCCUGGAUAUGUUAUGUUUCAUAGGUGGUGUCAUCCACUAGACUUUCCCAUGUUUGUGUGUGUGACUGGUUUAUAGAACGUCAGGGUUAAAAACAUUUCUACUGAAUAGAUGAAGUGCUGUUAAUCAUCUUUAAACUUCAAGCUCUCUGCUCCUGAAUAGAAAACGGAUUUCACUUAGUCAAAAUUGUUUUCCUACACAAACUUAAUUGACCCUAGUCAUCUGGUUUUCCUUUGCAAAUGCUUACAGGUUCCAAAGGUGUCCCCAGAAUAUGUUUUACUUCUUAGCCUUAUAGCAAGCAAGCACACCAUGCCCUUCUUUUUCCAUUCCAU